UUGCUUGUCUCUGUUUGUUUGUUGCUGUUUGUUGUUCCAUAUUUCGGGUUGAUUGAUCCCUCCUUCCAUUUCCAUCUUCCAUCCAUCUGAUACCGGCGUUUCUGGUUUAAUUUGUCGGUUCAAAUUUGGUCUUAAAAUAAAAAGAAUAGGCUGUUCUAAACAUAUCGGUUACAUUUGAAGAACUAACCAAGCUGUCGAAAUCAUGUCCGGACGAGGCAGGUACCGUGAUAACCGCAAUAGGAAAGAGAAGACUCUAUCAUCGGUGGCACGGGAGACCGCAGCCUCAAUCGCAGCAGACAGUCCAGUGUUGGCUAUGUUCCUGUCGGCUGCUCAGAAACUCAAUGAGAGGCAAGAUCGCCACGAACGGCUAGUGAAACUUUCCCGAGAUAUCACUAUAGAGAGCAAGAGAAUCAUAUUUUUGCUACAUUCGGGUCUAACAGCUGAGACAUCUCAGAAAGCAGUAACUGAAGCAAAUGACAGAAUUCAAAAGCUAAUCAAAGGGCCUAUCAAAAACAUUGCUAUAGAACUUGAAAAUAGCCCUGCUUACUUGCAUUCUCACGCCGUCACGGCCGGCUACCAGGAAUUCAUUGAGGCAUGGACACUAUGCACUCUGAUGGAGAAAAAGGAGAUAAUACCAUAUACAGAAGUUCAGCAACAGCUGAUGUACAAGAUAAAUGAUGGUGGCGAUGCGGAGCAAGAAAGAACAGUGAUUGCAAUGAUGCCUCAUACAGAUUAUAUGUUGGGACUGGCAGAUUUGACAGGAGAGUUGAUGAGACGAGCGAUAAAUUCAUUAUCGAGUGGAGAGAGAGAUGAGUGCUAUCAUGCCUGCCAGGUUGUUAGAGAUUUGUACAGAGGAUACAUAGGUCUGCACGGCAUGGGCAAGGAGCUGGGCCGCAAGAGCAGCGUGACGCGCAGCAACGUGUUCAAGGUGGAGGCGGCGGCGUACGCGCUCAGCAUCCGCGGCGAGGCGCCGCCGCCGCUCCUCCCGCCCGCCGGCUGGGGGGGCGACGCGCCCUCGGAUGAUGAAGGGUUCUAUUAAAACUAGUCAACUUAUAGAUAGGUUCAUGUUUUCCACCACUCCUCUGCUGCAGCCUGCACUCCCAAGAACUUUUUGAUGCAAGGCACCACCAGAGAAGUUGGACAACAGAUGAAUAAGAUAGAUAGCAAUGCGGACCCCAGUAUUAUUCAUAGUGGGAAAUAUAAUGAUGUGAUGAUUA
This is a messenger RNA of Plodia interpunctella (Indianmeal moth), 1217 nucleotides long. It is a transcript of the gene Trax, whose product is annotated as Translin associated factor X. Bases 203 to 1039 code for a protein of 278 amino acids. Gene Ontology annotation, molecular function: RNA endonuclease activity; RNA binding; sequence-specific DNA binding. The transcript has 4 exons. The record is from RefSeq and is a predicted model, not a curated record. Gene Ontology annotation, cellular component: nucleus; cytoplasm. NCBI's taxonomy places the organism in Eukaryota, Metazoa, Arthropoda, Insecta, Lepidoptera, Pyralidae.